AUGAGCGAGAUCACUCACCCCACUAUCCAGGAUGGCUGGUUCGCCGAGAAGUCCAACAUGUGGCCUGGCCAGGCCAUGAGCCUUAAGGUCAACCAGGUCCUUCACCACGAGAAGUCCAAGUACCAGGAUGUUCUGGUCUUCGAGAGCAGCGACUAUGGCAACGUCCUCGUCCUUGACAAUGUCAUCCAAUGUACCGAGCGCGAUGAGUUCUCCUACCAGGAGAUGAUCACCCACCUGGCCAUGAACUCCCACCCCAACCCCAAGAAGGUUCUCGUCAUCGGUGGCGGUGAUGGUGGUGUCCUCCGUGAGGUCGUCAAGCACGCCUCCGUUGAGGAGGCCAUCCUGUGCGACAUCGACGAGGCUGUCCCCCGCGUCUCGGAGACCCACCUCCGUGGCAUGAGCAUUGGCUUCAAGCACCCCAACGCUAAGAAGUAUAUCGGUGACGGCUUCGAGUUCCUCAAGGCCAAGAAGAACGAGUUCGAUGUUAUCAUCACUGACAGCUCUGACCCCGAGGGUCCUGCUGAGAGCCUUUUCAAGAAGUCCUACUUCGAGCUUCUCAACGGUGCCCUGCGCGAGGGCGGUGUCAUCACCACCCAAGCUGAGAGCCAAUGGUUGCACUUGCCUCUGAUUGUUGAUCUCAAGAAGGCUUGCGGUGAGGUCUUCCCCGUCGCCGAGUACGCUUUCACCACCAUCCCCACCUACCCCUCCGGCCAGAUCGGCUUCAUGGUUUGCUGCAAGGACGCCAACCGCAACGUCCGUGAGCCCGUUCGCUCCUGGUCUCGCGAGGAGGAGGACAAGCUGUGCCGCUACUACAACGCGGACGUCCACCGUGCCAGCUUUGUGCUCCCCAGCUUUACUCGCAAGGCUCUUAAUGCUUAA
This is a messenger RNA of Penicillium angulare, 879 nucleotides long. RefSeq names its product spermidine synthase. NCBI's taxonomy places the organism in Eukaryota, Fungi, Ascomycota, Eurotiomycetes, Eurotiales, Aspergillaceae. The record is from RefSeq and is a predicted model, not a curated record. Gene Ontology annotation, cellular component: cytosol. Gene Ontology annotation, molecular function: spermidine synthase activity. The coding region runs from base 1 to 879 and encodes 292 amino acids. The transcript has 3 exons. Gene Ontology annotation, biological process: spermidine biosynthetic process.